Molecule: messenger RNA, 288 nt
Organism: Suillus subaureus
Lineage: Eukaryota; Fungi; Basidiomycota; Agaricomycetes; Boletales; Suillaceae
Exons: 1
Source: RefSeq, a predicted model, not a curated record
CCAGAAGUGAAAACGCACGACACAGAAUUUUCUUUGAAGUGCGCUGUAUCCACUCCCACCCUUCCGAAAACGCCAUUCGGGAAGACCAGUGCUCUUCCUGAGAGCGCGGACCAUAAUUUGGGCUCCUCCACCACAAUGCUUGCAUACAUCAAGCCAACCAAGACUGGUGAUGAUCCAGUCGUUCGCAAUGUUGAUGAACUCGGGGUGAAAGCGGAUGGGAGUGAGGCGAGGGCGCGAGUAUCUUCGUCUCCUAACAAGCCAUUGAGUCAUGUGCGUGCUUUCCGGUAA